Messenger RNA from Phanerochaete carnosa HHB-10118-sp, 2094 nucleotides. RefSeq lists its product as uncharacterized. The record is from RefSeq and is a predicted model, not a curated record. Bases 381 to 1823 code for a protein of 480 amino acids. Lineage: Eukaryota; Fungi; Basidiomycota; Agaricomycetes; Polyporales; Phanerochaetaceae. Gene Ontology annotation, molecular function: glycine hydroxymethyltransferase activity; serine binding; cobalt ion binding. The transcript has 9 exons. Gene Ontology annotation, cellular component: cytoplasm. Gene Ontology annotation, biological process: folic acid metabolic process; tetrahydrofolate interconversion; L-serine catabolic process.
UCCGCUUUUCUCCUGCCUGACUUCCGGAUUUUCGAGCCUCGACCCUGACUCCCCAAGGGAGACUAGGCUCUCGGCAAUCCCCGGAGAGGUGGAUAGAGGCGAUAAGAUACUCUAGGGGUCGCGAUCCGUAGGGUCCUCGUGGGCAUUGCAGGCGAAUUUACGCGUUUGCCAUGCCAUACUCCGUGAGGCGGAACGCCCGCGUUUCCGUGGGGGCAAACUAAGAGACUAAUCACGUGUGCACUGAUGGUAUUUAUCGGCGCCCUUCUUCGCGUGGCGAGAAUGACUUGAUCCCCCAACGCUGAAAGCCCUUUAAAAUGUUGAAUCUUCUCUCUCGCCCUAUCCGCUCUUCAACCACCACCGUCACCCUCCUAAGACGAGCAAUGGCCUCCUCAUCCACCCCCGACUUCAACAGGCCCCUCUAUACUCCUCUCGCCGAGAUCGACCCUGAGGUCCAAAACAUCAUCGACAAGGAGACAUGGCGGCAAUUCUCCGGCCUCGAGCUCAUCGCCUCUGAGAAUUUGACAAGUCGGGCAACGAUGGAGGCCAACGGCUCGAUCCUCACCAACAAGUAUUCUGAGGGUCUCCCCAACGCUCGGUACUACGGCGGCAACGAGUGGAUUGAUGAACUCGAGGUGCUCUGUCAAAAGCGGGCUCUGGAAGCCUUCCACCUCGCCCCCGCCAAGUGGGGUGUCAACGUCCAACCCUAUUCUGGCAGCACUGCAAACUUCGCAGCUUUGACAGCGCUCUUGCAGCCCCAGGACCGUCUCAUGGGUCUUGGCCUGCCUGAUGGCGGCCACUUGACACAUGGUUAUUACACUGCAAAAAAGAAGAUGACUGCGUCUUCGAUCUACUUCCAGUCAUUCCCGUACGGCCUCGAUCCUGCGACUCAGUUGAUUGACUACGAGGGUCUCAAGAAGCAGGCGCGCAUCUUCAAACCCCGUCUCAUCAUCUGCGGUGCUUCCGCAUAUCCCCGUGACUGGGACUACGCCGCGCUCCGUGCCAUCGCGGACGAGCAUGGCGCGUUCUUGAUGGCUGAUAUCGCGCACACGUCCGGUCUCGUCGCCGCUGGUGAGCUCGCGGAUCCCUUCGAGUACUGCGAUGUUGUCACAACUACCACUCACAAGACCCUCCGUGGCCCUCGCGCUGGCCUGAUCUUCUUCCGUAAGGACUCUGACAAGGCUGCCGACCUUGGGAAGCGCGUCAACGACGCCGUCUUCCCUGCCUGCCAGGGCGGCCCGCACAACAACACCAUCGCGGGUAUCGCUACUACGCUCCUGCAGGCGACUCAGCCCACAUGGAAGGCGUACGCUCAGCAGGUCAUUGCGAACGCGAAGACCCUCGGUGACGAGCUCGUCGCCCGCGGUUACAAGCUGCAGACCUCUGGCACGGAUAACCACCUCGUCCUCUGGGACCUUCGUCCUCUUGGGCUGACUGGCAGCAAGCUCGAAAAGCUCUGCGACCUGGUCGGCAUCACCAUCAACAAAAACGCCGUCUCGGGUGACGCCUCCGCCCAGGUGCCGGGCGGUAUUCGUCUCGGCACGUCCGCGCUCACAUCGCGCGACAUGAUGGAGGCGGACACCAAGGUUGUCGCAGACUUCCUGCACCGCGCCGUCCAGAUCUCGCUCGUCCUCCAGAAAGAGGCAGGCAGCAAGCUCCUCAAGGACUUCGUCCGCGUCGCAAUAAAGCCUGAGGAGGGCAAGGUCGGCUACCAGCAGGUCAAGGACCUCGGCAAGGAGGUCCGCGCCUUCGCGCGGCGCUGGCCCCUGCCCGGCGUCGACGUCUCCACGCUCAAGCGCCCCGCAGGCAUCCACGAGGACGAGUAGAUUAACGCGCCUUAGACGCUUUCCUGCCAUUGGUAGAUAUCGGUAUGAGUUUCGGACAGGAUAGAAGAUUCAACGUCACAGCCAUUGGGGCCAUCUCGUGUAUCAUUUAGGACCACGGACUUUCAACAGAGCAGGGUCCACACGGGUGCUCAACGCAUCUUAUCACGAUCUAUUGUAGUACUAGUCUAAUCCACUACUGGAUCGGCUGGCGACUCAGAAUGCCAUAAUGUAUCCCGUAUAAGCUGAAUAUAAGAGGCGUACUUAAGGCAGC